Molecule: messenger RNA, 4703 nt
Organism: Gasterosteus aculeatus aculeatus (three-spined stickleback)
Lineage: Eukaryota; Metazoa; Chordata; Actinopteri; Perciformes; Gasterosteidae
Gene: rnf157
Product: ring finger protein 157
Biological process (GO): protein ubiquitination
Cellular component (GO): cytoplasm
Molecular function (GO): ubiquitin protein ligase activity
Source: RefSeq, a predicted model, not a curated record
AAGUGAGCAGCAGCUCUGCCUUUGUCCCCAUCCCCAUGUAGUUUUAUUAAAACCUCCCACCAUCACAUUCAGUUGUGGAACAAAAAAAACGUGUUAUAUCAUCGUGACAGUAUGUGUUGUUGUUGAGCUGGUUUCACUCGCCUUUCCACCAGCGUCGAUAUGGUGGAUAUAUGAGUGCAUACGAUGGUUGGCCCACCAGAUGGUUGGUAGCUAACGUUAGCCUUGCGUCAGCUAAAGGGAGAGUGCAGUGAAAAGAUUCGCACCGGGUAAUGUAGUUUUUUUGUUGCUCCGUGUAUCCCACAGGGCCGUCCUCUCCGCACUGCAGUGUGGCGUAGGGGGGUCACGUUACAAAGCGGAUCGGCACUAGCUGCCGCCGGAGAGAGAAGGACUGCGCAAAACACACACAUACACACACGGCCCGGAUUUCUGCCUGCCUGCCGUCACGGGGAGCCUCGGAGAUCUUUGACAGGAUCCGACAACCAGCAUCGCCGGAGACGUGUGACCGACGUCCAGCGGGCCGGGAGAGGCUCGACUGAAACGCGGCUGUUUUGAGCCACACACCCCCGGGGGACGUUUCUUUCGUUCGGCUUGCUACUACCCGACCGCCCACCAUGACAGCGCCGCUACGCCGUUAAAGGGACGCCAACGGAUUUUAAUUUUUUUUUUCCGGCUCACAAACGAGAUAUUGACCACGGCGGAGGAGGAGGAGGAUAAUCAGCGAAGAGAACAACCACUAAUCCGCCAGGACGGUCACAUUCACGGCGGGGCUCGGACCCGACAGAAAUGGACAGGGCAGCGAGAACUGGAUUAAAAAAUCGGGAAUAACAUCGCGAACCCGGAGUGUUAUGCCCGUUAGUCCGUGUGGUCUUUAUGUGACUGGAAAUGGGAGCUUUAACAAGCAGACAAAACAUAGGCGUGGAAGAACUGGACAUUCCGUCCAGUUCGGUGUACCGUUAUCCACCGAAAUCUGGCAGUUACUUCGCCAGCCAUUUCAUCAUGGGAGGAGAGAAGUUUGACUCCACCCAUCCAGAGGGUUACCUAUUCGGGGAAAACACGGACCUUAACUUCCUGGGUACCAGACCAGUGGCGUUCCCAUACGCGGCCCCUCCACCUCAGGAACCAGUAAAGACGCUAAGAAGCCUUAUUAACAUCCGCAAGGACACGCUGCGGCUCGUACGGUGCAGCGAGGACCUGAAGCUGCCGGGUGACGAGGAGGCGGGAAAGAACAGAGCCUGCUACAACGUAGAGUUCACCUUUGACGCGGACACCCAGGUCGCCAUAACCAUCUAUUACCAGGCCGUGGAGGAGUUUCACAAUGGUGUGCCAGUUUACCUGCCGCAGGACAGCUCCCUGCAGUCGGAGACGGUGCACUUCAAGAGGGGAGUGGGCCAGCAGUUCAGUCUGCCGUCACACACCGUCAACCUCAGCGAGUGGGCCGACGAGGAGCUGCUGUUCGACGUGGACAAAGAGGUUUUCCCCAUGGUGGUGCAGGCCGUCGUAGACGAGGGGGAAGAACACUUGGGCCACUCUCACAUACUGCUGGCUACAUUUGAAAAGCACAUGGAUGGAAGCUACUGUGUGAAGCCUCUGAAGCAGAAACAAGUGGUGGACGGAGUGAGUUAUCUACUGCAGGAGAUCUACGGCAUAGAGAACAAAUACAACAGCCAGGAAUCAAAGGUCGCUGACGACGAGAUCAGUGACAACAGUGCCGAGUGUGUGGUGUGUUUGUCGGACGUGCGAGACACACUCAUCCUGCCGUGCCGACACCUGUGUCUCUGCAACGCCUGCGCGGACACUCUGCGCUACCAGGCCAACUGCUGCCCCAUCUGCAGGCUGCCAUUCAGAGCUCUGCUGCAGAUCCGAGCCAUGAGGAAGAAGCUCAGUCCUCUGUCACCUUCCAGCUUCAACCCCGUCAUCACCUCACAGACCUCGGACUCGGAGGAACACUCGGCGUCGGAGCACAUCCCUCCAGGAUACGAGGUGGUGUCUCUCCUGGAGGCCUUGAACGGUCCCCUCACCACCUCCUCGCUGAAUCCUCCUCCUCUCAACUCCGGUCCCAGCCACGUGUCCGGAGUGCUGCCCCUGUACGGCAGCGAGCCUCACCCGGCAACGGCCCGCUCGCUCUCCCCUCUGGACCACUCCAACUCCAGUCAGGGACUCAAACUCAAGAAGAGUGGCUCAAAGUCACUCUCCCAGAAUUCGUCUGUUCUUCCUGAGGAGGAGGAUGAAAAAUCUUGCAGUGAAUCGGAGGCCUGCUGCCAUAAACUCGCCGUAGAGCAGCAGGAGAGUGGCGUGACUCCAGAGAACGAGAAUCUGACCCUUUCCUCGUCUGGAGCGAUUGACCAGUCGUCCUGUACGGGAACGCCGCUCUCCUCCACCAUCACCUCCCCUGAAGACCCAGUGAGCAGCAGCCUGGUCCAGUCAGUGAUGUCCAUGGCCUCGUCCCACUCGCAGCACUCGCACAUCAGCACUGACACCAUGUCCUCCAUGUCAGGGUCCUACCUGGCCGGGGCCGAAGGCGAGCCAGGGGGGUACGAGGGGGGAGACGCUGAGGGCGAGGACAACCAGGACGCCGCCAUGGAGAGCCGAGGACCAUCGCAGCAGGACGGGGAGUUUUCCCAGGAGCCAAAGAAACCAAACUCCUCAGUGACAGUAGAGGAGCAGGACGCAGAGGGAAACGAUGUCACUGAAGAGGACUGCUCCUCCCCGUCUAAUGGGAAAGGUGGGCGAAGCGGGUGUCCAGAGUUGGCCAAUAACAAUCAGGGCGUCGCCCUCUGUGACACGCCCUCUUUGGGGCUGGAUAAUGAGCAAGCUCCCGACAGCCGAUUCGCCGGGCUGAUGUACCUCGGGGGUUACAGGCCUGUUCUGGAGCCCCUCACCCACCACACCUCCACCAGCAACAUCAACCGGGAGGAGCAGGGGCCCCAGAACAGGGACGGUCAGAGCCCUAAACAUCCCCGCCGCGGACCACUCAUCGUGUAGCAAACACAUGGACUCCUCCGUCCAGACUCGGCAUCUUGGCAUGAGGCAACAGUGCUGCAUUGCUGGAUACUGCCCCCCCACACCGUCGCUGAAACGCGUAGAAAGAGGAGGAAAGAGGAACAGAGGGACGUCUCAUUUCCGUGCACUUUUAUCUCACAGGAGUUUGUUGUGGGAUUUAUUGGCCUACUGCUACAUUAUUAUUUAUUACAUCUAAUGACAGCUGUGUAUUAUGACACUAUCUCUAUCUAAAAGCCCCUUCCCUCUCCUCUACCCCCGGCCAAACAGUCAGGGGCUACUGUGAUGGGCAAUCUGAUUUAUUACUAAUGUACUUUGUCUUCUCUGUUAUAAACUCUUAAAUCGAACAAGUGUUUGUGCACUAUUUUAAAGUCAGCUGACAGGCUACCUUACCGUAGCAAACUAAAACCCGCAGACUCCUCUCUUCGCAUUAGGAAGCUCCCUCCUCAAAUUCGCAUGAAGCUUUUAAACUGCUGAUGUUUUCCUCUCAUUCCCGCCAUCAUUUUCAAACAACCUCCGCUGAAUGUGAACACAGAAGCGAUCGGAUGAGGCAAGAAACGCUGGUCGACACAAACAGAUAGUCUGACAAACAAAAAGAGACUUCUUCACGCAGAAUGUAGGACAAUGAACGUGGAUCUCUUUGAAAUGGAAGGAGCGAGACAAUUUUCAUCAAAACGGGAAUGAAUCAAAAACUUUUAACCCUAAACUGGUUCUCCAAACACACGCCUAUAAACGCACACACACACACACACACACACACACACACACACCACGCCGUCCUCUCCUUCUGCAGCUCCAUUUUAGCAUGUCAGUAUUAGCAUAUUGCAAAUGGAAAUCAACCAAGCAAUAACAAUGCCGAAGCUCGGUCUCCUGCAGGAAGAGGCUCAUGUGGAGGUCAAACGGUGUUUGUUGCAUUCAAAUCCCGACAGUUCAAUGUGUUUUAUUGUAUUUUUUUUUUUAUUACAAUUUUGCCAUUUCCUUUUCUGAGAAAAACAUUAUAUACAUAUAAUUUGAAAAUGUGAGAUUAGGUUACCUUGGUUUGCUUGCAUUUUGUUCAUCCUCGUAUAAAUAUCACCUCGACGAGCCCUUUUCUCCUCGUUUUUGUGAAGCUUUUAGUUGUUUUGGUUUUGUAUAACUUUAAUGUAUAUUUCCCCAGUUGUUGAUGUUCUCUGUUGCAGUGUUUUAAUUCGUUGCAAAAACACUGUUUUGUUUACUAGAAUGUGAAUGAAAAAUGAUGAAACGGUUUACACACUUGUGCACAUUUAUAAACUGAAAAGGGACAACAUCAUUAUUUAAUGCACUAUUUAAUUCUCUGUUUCCUAGACGACACACUUUGCGGUGCACCAUUGUAGAGUAAGCAUGUUAGUCCAGGUCAGCCUGCACCCUUCUGUAGAUCACUGUAUGAUGGACAAUUGCAUACAAACAACGCCAGAUCAUUCCCAUCUGUAGUGUUCUACAUCAGUGGCUGCCUAUUCCCUCGACCCCGACUGUUAAGGUCAAGAGGUCUGCACUGCUAUUUCCAAGCUGCAAACAUUUGUGUGAUCAUAGUCCGAACGUGUAGAUGAUGUAUUCUCUGGCGCCGGCCGCAGUAUGAUGUCAAAGGAAUGGGUCCUGAAUCUACAAAAAACACACUUUUCUAUAGUUGGGGGGUGAAAAGUGUCAGAAAACAUCAGAUGGACAAUAAAGUUUCUGCGACUAAAUGGUCA